AUGUAUAAAUUACUUCUAGUGAUUAUUUAAUUGUUACACUUGUGUUUAACAGAUGAAUUACUGUCAGUUCAUAUAAUGUGGAGACAUGGAGCUAGAAAUCCAUAUUUUUGUAAUUUCGGUUGCGAUGAUAAAAUGAAAUAAUCUUUAUCUGAAUUAACACCUGUAGGAAUGAGAUAACAUUAUGUAUUAGGAUAAUGGUUAAGAAAAUAAUAUAUUGAUACAGGAUUUCUAGAUCCUAUAUUCAAUGAAAAUUAAAUAUAUAUAGAGAGUAGUAAUACAAAUAGGUACAUUUUAGAAUAUAAUUUUAAGAACAAUUAUGAGUGCUUAUAGUAAUUUAUAAGGAAUGUAUCCAUUAGGUCCUAUAGUUCCAGAAAUCUCAACAGAUUUGUUAUUACCUCCUAUGAUAAAUGUAAAAACACCAGAUGGAAUACAAAAUUAUGCAUUACCUAAUAGGAUUUAAGUAAUUCCUAUUCAUAGUAUUCAAGAAGAUUUAGAUUAUAUUAUGUAUAUGUAUUGUCCUAAAUUAUGGGAUAAUGGUGCUUAUAAUUAACAUACUGAUGUUUAUUAUGAUAUUAACAAUCGUUCUUAAGAGUUAAUAAAAAAAUUUAAUAAAGAACUUAAACAAAAUUUAACAAAUAUUGUAGAAUUAUAUGAAUGGAGAGAUACUUUUAUAAGUAAUCUUUAUAAUGGAAGAAACAAUUCGGAUUAAUUAACAAAAGAAAUGAUGGCAGAAUUAGAUAAAAUUGCAGGACUUGGAUUUCUAUUAUAUUAUACUUAAGAUUAUUAUUAAGCUUCUCUUUUAACAAGUGAGUUUUUUAAGACUGUUCUUGAUGGUUUUGAUGGUAUAUUGAACGGAACCUCUAAAAUUAAAUAUCAUGCAUAUUCUGCACAUGACUCUAGUAUUUAUGCUUCAUUAUAUGCAUUAAAUCUAACAAAUGUUGAAUGUUACAAUCAAAGUUAUUUUGGUUAAAUAUAAUCUAAUACUACUUGCAUUACUACAUAUCCUGAUUACACUGCUAAUCUUAUUUAUGAAUUAUAUAAUAGUUCUACACUUGGUCCUUAUAUUAAAAUUAUGUAUAAUGGAACAUAUGUGAAUGUUUGUUAAGAUUAAGCAUUAACUUGUUAAUACUUUAGAUUUAAAAGUAUUCUCAAAGGAAUUUAAAAAGAUUAUAAAAAAGAAUGUAAAAUUGAUGAACCUUCAUAACCGAUUGACUUUUAAACUCCAUGGUGGGCUAUUAUAUUCUUUGUUCUUGUUUUAGGUUCUUGCAUCUGCUCUAUUUCUAUGGUUGUAAUUAUACAUUAAAAAAAAUAAAGAUUUGCCAGAACGAAUGAUUUAUAUCAAAUAUGAUUAACG
Molecule: messenger RNA, 1354 nt
Organism: Paramecium sonneborni
Lineage: Eukaryota; Ciliophora; Oligohymenophorea; Peniculida; Parameciidae
Source: the annotation of a GenBank genome assembly